Messenger RNA from Sorex araneus (European shrew), 10098 nucleotides. It is a transcript of the gene SPTB, whose product is annotated as spectrin beta, erythrocytic. Gene Ontology annotation, biological process: actin cytoskeleton organization. The record is from RefSeq and is a predicted model, not a curated record. The transcript has 36 exons. The coding region runs from base 389 to 7381 and encodes 2330 amino acids. Gene Ontology annotation, molecular function: phospholipid binding; actin filament binding; structural constituent of cytoskeleton. Lineage: Eukaryota; Metazoa; Chordata; Mammalia; Eulipotyphla; Soricidae. Gene Ontology annotation, cellular component: spectrin; cell projection; cell junction.
GAGGAGGCCGGGCAGGUGCCCCCCGGCUCGGAGGCUGAUUGGCAGGUGCGGGAGUGGGUGGGGAAGGCGGGGGCUGGGCCUGGCGCUGCGGGAGGCUGCGGCCCCGCCUCCCCGCCCCCGCCGCGGGACUAUCUGGUCCCGGCAGCAGCGAUGUCCCCCGGCAGGAAUGUCCCUCCUCAGAUAAUGUUAUUUAUAUCUCUGGGCGGGUCCGCGGCUCGGCAGCACCAGGCGCCCGGCGGCCGCUGUGCCAGGAGCCCCGCGCUGCCUUCCUCCCCCUGCGCCGCCGCUGCCGCCCCCCGGCUCGGGGUGGCCGCCGCUCCAGCCCCCCGCGCAGGGACCCUUCCAUGAAGACUGAGGCAGGCAUCAUAGCUGCCGAGAGCCUGCUGACAUGACAUCGGCCACGGAGUUUGAAAACGUGGGCAACCAGCCACCGUACAGCCGGAUCAAUGCCCGCUGGGAUGCCCCAGACGAUGAGCUGGAUAAUGACAACAGCUCGGCCCGGCUCUUUGAGAGGUCCCGGAUCAAGGCCUUGGCAGAUGAGCGGGAAGUGGUGCAGAAGAAGACCUUUACAAAAUGGGUGAACUCCCACCUGGCCCGAGUGUCCUGCCGGAUCAGUGACCUCUACAAGGACCUGCGGGACGGGCGGAUGCUCAUCAAGCUGCUGGAGGUGCUCUCCGGAGAGAUGCUGCCAAAGCCCACAAAGGGGAAGAUGCGCAUCCACUGCCUGGAGAACGUGGACAAGGCCCUGCAGUUCCUCAAGGAGCAGCGCGUGCACCUGGAGAACAUGGGCUCGCACGACAUCGUGGACGGCAACCACCGUCUAGUCCUCGGCCUUAUCUGGACCAUCAUCCUUCGCUUCCAGAUCCAGGACAUCGUCGUCCAGACUCAGGAAGGUCGUGAGACGCGCUCGGCCAAGGACGCAUUGCUGUUAUGGUGUCAGAUGAAGACUGCAGGCUAUCCCCAUGUCAACGUCACCAACUUCACCUCGAGCUGGAAGGACGGCCUGGCCUUUAACGCCCUGAUCCACAAGCACCGGCCUGACCUAAUUGACUUCGAUAAACUGAAGGACUCCAAUGCACGGCACAACCUGGAGCAUGCAUUUGAUGUGGCCGAGCGCCAGCUGGGCAUCAUCCCACUCCUGGACCCCGAAGAUGUCUUCACAGAAAAUCCCGACGAGAAAUCCAUCAUUACCUAUGUGGUAGCGUUCUACCACUACUUCUCCAAGAUGAAGGUGCUAGCGGUGGAAGGCAAGCGUGUUGGCAAGGUGAUUGACCACGCCAUCGAGACGGAGAAGAUGAUCGAGAAGUACAGCGGGCUGGCCUCCGACCUGCUCACGUGGAUCGAGCAGACCAUCAGCGUCCUGAACAGCCGCAAGUUUGCCAACUCGCUGGCAGGCGUCCAGCAGCAGCUGCAGGCCUUCAGCACCUACCGCACCGUGGAGAAGCCGCCCAAGUUUCAGGAGAAGGGGAAUCUGGAAGUUCUACUGUUUACCAUCCAGUCCCGCAUGAGAGCCAACAAUCAGAAAGUGUACACACCCCAUGACGGAAAGCUCGUGUCUGACAUCAACAGGGCCUGGGAAAGCCUGGAAGAAGCAGAAUAUCGGCGAGAGCUGGCCCUGAGAAAUGAGCUCAUUCGACAGGAGAAGCUGGAGCAGUUGGCGCGGCGUUUUGACAGAAAGGCAGCGAUGAGAGAGACGUGGCUUAAUGAAAACCAGCGCCUCGUGGCCCAGGACAACUUCGGGUACGACCUGGCAGCCGUGGAGGCUGCCAAGAAGAAGCACGAGGCCAUCGAGACAGACACUGCGGCCUAUGAGGAGCGGGUGAGGGCCCUGGAGGACCUGGCCCAGGAGCUGGAGAAGGAGAAUUACCACGACCAGAAGCGCAUCACGGCCCGCAAGGACAACAUCUUGCGCCUGUGGAAUUACCUGCAGGAGCUGCUGAGGGCCCGGCGCCAGAGACUCGAGACAACUCUGGCGCUACAGAAGCUUUUUCAGGACAUGCUGCACAGCAUCGACUGGAUGGACGAGAUCAAGGGUCACCUUGUAUCUGCUGAAUUCGGGAAGCACUUGCUGGAGGUCGAGGACUUGCUGCAGAAGCACAAGCUGAUGGAGGCUGACAUCGCCAUCCAAGGGGACAAGGUGAAAGCCAUCACUGCAGCCACUGCGCAGUUCACCGAGGGCAAAGGGUACCAGCCUUGUGACCCCCAGGUGAUCCAGGACCGGGUCAGUCACCUAGAACAGUGCUUUGAGGAGUUGAGCAACAUGGCGGCAGGGCGCAAGGCCCAGCUGGAGCAGUCCAAGCGGCUCUGGAAGUUCUUCUGGGAGAUGGACGAGGCUGAGAGCUGGAUCAAGGAGAAAGAACAGAUCUACUCCUCUCUGGAUUACGGCAAGGACCUGACCAGCGUGCUCAUCCUGCAGCGCAAGCACAAGGCCUUUGAGGAUGAGCUCCGGGGGCUUGACACCCACCUGGAGCACAUCUUCCAGGAGGCUGAGGCUAUGGUGACACGCAAGCAGUUUGGGCACCCACAGAUCGAGGCCCGAAUCAAGGAGGUGGCCGCCCAGUGGGACCAGCUGAAGGAGCUGGCCGCCUUUCGAAAGAAGAACCUCCAGGAUGCGGAGAACUUUUUCCAGUUCCAGGGCGACGCAGAUGACCUGAAGGCCUGGCUCCAGGAUGCCCACAAGCUGCUGUCCGGGGAAGAUGUGGGGCAGGAUGAAGGUGCCACGCGGGCCCUGGGGAAGAAGCACAAGGACUUCCUGGAGGAGCUGGAGGAGAGCCGAGGGGUGAUGGAACAUCUAGAACAACAGGCCCAGGGUUUCCCUCAAGAAUUUCGGGAUUCUCCAGAUGUGACCAGCCGGCUGCAAGCCCUCCGGGAGCUCUACCAGCAGGUGGUAGCUCAGGCAGACCUGCGCCGGCAGAGGCUGCAGGACGCGCUGGACCUAUACACAGUGUUCGGAGAGACGGACGCCUGUGAGCUGUGGAUGGGCGAGAAGGAGAAGUGGCUGGAACAGAUGGAAAUCCCGGACACGCUGGAGGACCUGGAAGUGGUGCAGCACAGGUUUGACAUCUUAGACCAGGAGAUGAAGACCCUGAUGGCUCAAAUCGACGGCGUGAAUCUGGCUGCCAACAGCCUGGUAGAGAGUGGUCAUCCACGCAGUGGGGAAGUCAAGAAGUGCCAGGACCACCUGAAUACCAGGUGGCAAGCGUUCCAGACCAUGGUGUCCAAGCAGCGGGAGGCCGUGGAUUCGGCCCUCCGGGUACACAACUACUGCGUGGACUGUGAAGAGACCAGCAAGUGGAUCGAGGACAAGACGAAGGUGGUGGAGUCCACAAAGGACCUGGGCCGGGACCUGGCGGGUGUCAUUGCCAUCCAGCGAAAGUUGUCAGGGCUGGAACGCGACGUGGCCGCCAUCCAGGCCCGCGUGGGUGCCCUGGAGCGGGAGUCACAGCGACUAAUGCAGUCCCACCCCGAGCUGAAGGAGGACAUUGGGCGGCGACAGGCGUAUGUGGAGGAGCUGUGGCAGGGCCUGCAGCAAGCCUUGCGUGGCCAGGAGGCGUCACUGGGUGAAGCCAGCCAGUUGCAGGCCUUCCUGCAGAAUCUCGAUGACUUCCAGGGGUGGCUGUCCAUGGCACAGAAGGCCGUGGCCUCUGAGGACAUGCCCGAGUCUCUCCCCGAGGCCGAGCAGCUCCUACAGCAGCACGCGGCCAUCAAGGAGGAGAUUGACGGGCAUCAGGGGAGCUACGAGAAUGUGAAGGCCUCUGGGGAGAAGGUGAUCCACGGCCAGACAGACCCAGAGUAUCUGCUCUUGGGUCAGCGGCUGGAGGGCCUGGACACUGGCUGGGAUGCCCUGCAGCGAAUGUGGGAGAGCCGCGGCCACUCCCUUGCCCAGUGCCUCGGCUUCCAGGAGUUCCAGAAAGAUGCCAAGCAGGCAGAAGCCAUCCUCAGCAACCAGGAAUACACUCUGGCUCACUUGGAGCCCCCCGACUCCCUGGAAGCUGCCGAGGCUGGGAUCAGGAAGUUUGAGGACUUCUUAGUGUCCAUGGAGAAUAACCGGGACAAGGUCUUGAGUCCUGUGGACUCUGGAAACAAGCUAGUCGCUGAGGGCAAUCUCUAUGCGGACAAGAUCAAGGAGAAGGUGCAGCUGAUUGAGGACAGAUACAUGAAAAACGAUGAGAAGGCCCAGGAGGCCUCAGUUCUUCUGAGAGACAACCUGGAGCUGCAGAACUUCCUGCAGAACUGCCAGGAGCUCACACUCUGGAUCAACGACAAGUUGCUCACCUCCCAGGAUGUCUCUUAUGACGAGGCGCGGAACCUUCACAACAAGUGGCUGAAGCACCAGGCCUUCAUGGCCGAGCUGGCGUCCCACCAGGGCUGGUUGGAGAGCAUCGACGCGGAAGGAAAGCAGCUGAUGGAGGAGAAGCCCCAGUUCACGGACCUGGUAUCACAGAGGCUAGAAGCCUUGCACCGGCUCUGGGAGGAGCUUCAGGCCACCACGCAGGAGAAAGCCAAGCAGCUCUCGGCUGCCCGGAGCUCUGACCUGCGCUCACAGACGCAUGCCGACCUCAACAAGUGGAUCACCGCCAUGGAGGAGCAACUGCGCUCAGAUGACCCUGGCAAGGACUUAACCAGUGUGAACCGGAUGUUAGCUAAGCUGAAGCGUGUGGAGGACCAAGUGAACGUGCGGAAGGAGGAGCUGGGGGAGCUGUUUGCCCAGGUGCCCGCUCUGGGAGAAGAGGCAGGAGAUGAAGACCUGGGCAUUGAGAAGCGGUUCCUGGACCUUCUGGAGCCCCUGGGGAGGAGGAAGAAGCAGCUGGAAUCUUCCAGAGCCAAGCUGCAGAUCAGCCGGGAUUUAGAGGACGAGACGCUGUGGGUGGAAGAGAGGCUGCCUCUGGCGCAAUCGGCCGACUAUGGCACUAACCUGCAAACUGUGCAGCUGUUCAUGAAGAAGAACCAGACGCUGCAAAACGAGAUCCAAGGCCACGCACCGCGGGUAGAGGGUGUGCUGAAGAAGGGGCGACAGCUGGUGGAGGCAGCGGAGAUUGACUGCCAGGACAUCGAGGAGCGCCUGGGCCACCUGCAAAACUCCUGGGACACACUGCGGGAGGCGGCAGCUGGGCGGCUGCAGCGCCUGCGUGACGCCAGCGAGGCCCAGCAGUACUACCUGGAUGCAGGCGAGGCCGAGGCCUGGAUCAGCGAGCAGGAGCUCUAUGUCAUCUCUGAUGAGACCCCCAAGGACGAAGAGGGCGCCAUCGUGAUGCUGAAGCGGCACCUGCGGCAGCAGCGAGCGGUGGAGGAAUACGGCAAGAGCAUCAAGCAGCUGGCCGGCCGCGCCCGGAGCCUGCUGGCUGCAGGCCACCCCGAGGGGGAACAGAUCAUCAGGCUUCAGGGGCAGGUGGACAAGCAGUACGCGGGGCUGAAGGACAUGGCAGAGGAGCGCAAGCGGAAGCUGGAGAACAUGUACCACCUGUUCCAGCUGAAGAGGGAGGCCGAUGACCUGGAGCAGUGGAUUGCGGAAAAGGAGCUGGUGGCCUCGUCCCCAGAAAUGGGGCAAGACUUUGACCAUGUCACCCUGCUCCGGGACAAGUUCCGGGACUUUGCCCGGGAGACUGGCGCAAUCGGGCAAGAGCGGGUGGACAACGUGAAUGCCAUCAUAGAGCGGCUCAUUGAUGCGGGCCACGGCGAGGCGGCCACGAUUGCGGAAUGGAAGGACGGGCUGAACGAGAUGUGGGCCGACCUGCUGGAGCUCAUCGACACGCGCAUGCAGCUGCUGGCCGCCUCCUACGACUUGCACCGCUACUUCUACACCGGCGCCGAGAUCCUGGGCCUCAUCGAGGAGAAGCACCACGAGCUGCCCGAGGACGUGGGGCUGGACGCCAGCACCGCAGAGUCCUUCAACCGGGUGCACACGGCCUUCGAGCGGGAGCUCCACCUGCUGGGCGUGCAGGUGCAGCAGUUCCAGGACGUGGCCACCCGGCUGCAGACGGCGUAUGCGGGGGAGAAGGCUGACGCCAUCCACAACAAGGAGCAGGAGGUGUCGGCCGCAUGGCAGGCACUGCUGGAUGCUUGCGCCGGGCGUCGCACGCAGCUGGUGGACACGGCCGACAAGUUCCGCUUCUUUAGCAUGGUCCGCGACCUCCUCUCCUGGAUGGAGAGCAUCAUCCGGCAGAUCGAGACCCAGGAGAGGCCUAGGGACGUCUCCUCUGUGGAAUUGCUCAUGAAGUACCACCAGGGCAUCAGAGCCGAGAUCGAAACCCGCAAUGACAACUUCAGUGACUGCAAGAAGCUGGGAGAGUCGCUACUGCAACGGCAACACCAGGACUCGGAGGAGAUCAAAAAAAAACUACAGCAAGUGGAGUCCAGGAAAGCAGAGAUGAAUGAAAAGUGGGACACGCGCUGGAAGGAUCUCUGCAUUCUGCUGGAGGUGUGCCAGUUCUCCCGGGACGCCUCUGUGGCCGAAGCGUGGCUGAUUGCCCAGGAGCCCUACCUGGCCAGCCAGGACUUCGGGCACACCGUGGACAGCGUGGAGAAGCUCAUCAAGAGGCACGAGGCUUUUGAGAAGUCCACAGCCAGCUGGGCUGAACGCUUCGCGGCCCUGGAAAAGCCCACGACGCUGGAGCUCAAAGAACUCCAGACCCCUGAGAGGCCCGCCGAGGAGCCGGGGCCUCAAGAGGAGGAAGGCGAGACAGCAGGGGAGGCUCCCCGACCCCACCGUGCAGCCACCGAGAGAACGUCCCCGCAGGGGGAAGAGAGUCAGAGGCCUCGGGACCCGCAGCCACCUCCUCCACAGGGGCCGCCCCCGCACGGGCAGCAGCAGAAGGGCGGCAGGGAUGAGAGGCCGGCCACUGAGUCCGGCUUCAAGGCUCUGGACACGCCUCUGAGCGAAGGCGACGAGCCAGCCACGCUCCCGGCACAGCGGGACCCCGGGUACAGCGUGCAGAUGGAGGGUUACCUGGGCCGCAAGCACGACCUCGAGGGGCCCAACAAGAAGGCAUCCAACAGGUCCUGGAACCAACUGUACUGCGUGCUCAGGAACAGCCAGCUGACCUUCUACAAGGAUGCCAAGAACCUGGCGCUGGGGGUGCCCUACCACGGGGAGGAGCCCCUGGCGCUGAGACAUGCCAUCUGUGAGAUCGCUGCCAACUACAAGAAGAAGAAGCAUGUCUUCAAGCUGAGGCUGAGCAAUGGCAGUGAGUGGCUCUUCCAUGGCAAGGAUGAGGAGGAGAUGCUGUCUUGGCUGCAGUGCGUGAGCAGCGCCAUCAACGAGUCCCAGAGCAUCCGCGUGAAGACGCAAAGCCUGCCCCUUCCCUCCAUCACCGGCCCGGACACCACCCUGGGCAAGAAGGACAAGGAGAAGAGAUUCAGCUUCUUCCCCAAAAAGAAGUAGCCUCUGGCGGCACCCCGUGCACUGGGCCGGGCCGGGCGGGGCACGGGGUGCCGCAGGGUGUGGGGAACAGCAGGAACUCCCGCCGCCCCGGAGGGGCCUGACGCCCCUGGCCCUGACCUCAGCCGUGGCCGAUUCUGCUCGCGCCCGCCUCCCGGGCCGCCCACUGCCUGCCCCCGCCUGCUCCGAGCCGCCGCCCGGCGGGCCCGGGGCCCCCGCUGCGCUGCAAUAGCUGCCUUGGCCCGCCCGGCGGCGCCCAGGAUCCCGCCUGUCGCCUGCGCCGCGCUCCAGCUCCCGCAGCCGCGCCCUGCUGCCGAGGGCCAGCUUGGGGCGCCUGGCCGCGACUCCUGGUUCCCCGGGCCUGGGGACAGGAAAGGCUCUCCCAGGCACACUCUCGCCCUCCUCCCCUCCUGCUGGGCUGAGGGCAUGCCAGCCCCCCACCCACACCCACCCCAGGAAAGCUGCAGAAGGCUGAUGGGGGGUGGUCCUCAAUCGCUGUCCACUCCCUAAGCAGGUCUUGCUUGGGGGUCACCUGGAUGCAGUUGCCACCAGGCCAAAGGGUAGGGGAAGAGGAUGUCGGAAAUGUGAGUCCAGCUCUGGCCAGGGGCCCGCUGGGGACCCUGAGGGUCUGCCAGCCCUCCCCAGUGGGCUUUCUUAGAACCAAGACUCGCCUCAGGGGACAACCCUCCCUCCCUCCCUUCCCCUCACCCCCAAAAAAGGGGCAGGGGGCACCUUGGAAGGUCUGAAUCCUGACAGUAGGGGCCAUCCUGCUGCCUCCGGCAUCCGUGGUGUCCACCGUGGGCGAGUAAGGGUGCCUGACAGUUUAGGAUGCAGGGCUGAGAGCCCUGAGGGAAGAGCAUGCUCCACCCUGCCCAGCCCAGGACUCUCCCCUCCCUAGUCGCUGCCAACAUGAGGGUUUCCUAAGGAGACGGUGCAAAGCCAGAACGGGGUUAGGAACCCAGCACCUGAACUGAAGCACCCCCAAACCAAUGUCCAGUUACGUCCUCCUGCCGCCGGUGAAAGGUUAAUCAGCUAGACAGAUGCCGAGUGUGUGGCUGGUCACCAUAGGUGGCAAAAAUUCUCACUCCAGGGACAAAAGCAAGGGCCCGAGCCUAUGAAACUCUAGCACCUUCAUGGGCUUCUCCUGAAGGUCCUGACCUUGGGUCUUGGGGGUAUCAAAUGGGUGAAGUGACCAAACACCCUUCCUCUCCCUCUACUCCCCAACUCCUACCCCCACCCCGGCUCAGCCCCAAGGGCCCUGCACCCUAGAUGCCCUGGGGAGAGCCUUUCCCCUGCACCUGGAAGGGAAAGCCCCCGUUCCAAAAGGAUUUUUCUUAAGCACUCUGAAAGCAAUACAACUCCAGUUCAGCCUCCUAACCGGGGGUCGGCCCACAGACAGGUCAAGCUGGGCACAGUCGGCAUCUGGCUGGGGAGAUCAGAGCCCGGCCUGGAUUCUGCCUUUCCCGAUUCCAUUGCCUUCCCCACACUCGGGAGGGUGCCUUUGUCACUGAGAUGCCGCCCUCCCCGGAGCGCCAGAGGCCGGCCGGCUGGGGCUCAGCACUGCCACGUCCGGUGAAGUCGGCUUUGGCAGACAAGAAACAUGGGCGACGAGGAGGUGUUCUGUGGGGUCUAACACCCCAGAACAGGCAGUCCAGUCUCUGUAGCCAAGAUCUUCGUUUGCCCUCUGCAUCUGACCCCACAGUGCUCUGCUUCUGCAGGGAGCUGGUGCAAAGCCACCAGCCUCUCUCUCCUAGGGAGACCAAGGGUGGGGGUACCAGGACAGACAGCAGGGUCCCUACUAAAGAGCAGAUGGUGGCAGGUCUACACUGCCAGCCCGAGCAGCCUUUAGGAGGGCCACCCUCGCCCCUUCGUGUGUGCCAAAGUAGUAUCUGCGAUAAGCAACCGCAGCAAGUAAUUCCACGGAGCCAAGGGUGAAAGGGCGUCAGAGACAAGAGCUAGGACCUCACCACCCCACGUCCCCAUGACAGGGCAAGGGCAGCCAGCUGCAUGUGACUCGCCAUCAAUGGCCAGCUCCCACGCAUCCCUCCCUCACGAGGCCCCAGACUCAGCCGGCUGGACAAACUUGCUGGUGCCCAGCCUCGGGGGACCCCCACACCAUGCCAGGUCUAAGUGCCCGGUGUGCUAGCAAGGAUUGUCUUCUCCUUCCAUUUUCUACUCGGCAGUGGUUUCUCUAAUAUUAUUCCCAAAAGGUUGACACAGCUCCAGUCCACACCAGCAUAAGAGGCUUCCUCCCAGGGCAGUAUAGAGGAAGCACCUUCCGGGCAUGUCAGGCGCCCCCUAUUUCUCCCACCCACACACACCUCUCCCACCACCCACCCACCCCCCAGCCUCCACCGUCUCUGGCUGAAGGGGGAGGGGGAUCACAGAGGGUCUGUGGGCUCCCCACCCUUACCCCUCUCCUUCCUGCCUACAGAGUGGGUCUCUAGGGUCUCCAAAGCUGGUCCUGGGUCCCCUCCGUCCCUUCCAUGGGAGGGGGCAGAGACCCAGAGGACCCCCUGGCUCAGUCUGCUGGACGAGCAAGCUCAGGGAGGACGCCGGGAGGAGGCGGCUGCAGAGGCCAUGGCCCUGUGGGGCACAGACCACGCAAUCUGGGGCUGGUCCUGAGGCCGCUGGGCCUCAUCCUCUACCUGCUCAAAUGUGCUUCCACCAACCAGAGGAAACCCAUUUACUAGUUUUUCUAAUAAAUCAAUAACGCUCCA